Molecule: messenger RNA, 4077 nt
Organism: Fomitiporia mediterranea MF3/22
Lineage: Eukaryota; Fungi; Basidiomycota; Agaricomycetes; Hymenochaetales; Hymenochaetaceae
Exons: 17
Coding region: 13-4077 (1354 amino acids)
Biological process (GO): endoplasmic reticulum to Golgi vesicle-mediated transport; protein localization to phagophore assembly site
Cellular component (GO): TRAPPIII protein complex; cytoplasmic vesicle; phagophore assembly site
Source: RefSeq, a predicted model, not a curated record
GCGACUUCUCAAAUGCCUCCUCCUCUGCCGUAUUCCUUGAGCCCGCAUAUUUGCACCCUAGCAUCGCCGGACCUACAAGAGUUACUGUCAGCAUCAUCGCUUCCACCAUUACAAGAUGUCCUCGAGUCAUUCUCGCCUUUGCCAAACAUUACAACACGGACGACGGCAUUAACUACUGUUCAACAUGCAAAGUUCACGUUGCGCUUCUCGGACUUAGCAGAAAUAGAAACCGCUUGCAAAGAGGACGAAGAGCAACGGGCAGGCCGAUUCAUAGACUGGAUCAGUUCGCGUGUCACUGCAAAAUGCUCGCGAUGGGUCGAGGAAACGGAACGUUGGGAAGCUGAAGCGUCCGAGUCGAACCGGGACAGGCUAGCAGAAGCUCCAGAACCGUGGUGGGAGGAGAUGAAGCGUUGCGCGGAAGGGGACCACGUACCAUCUAGAGCUGAGGGCUGGAACCAUCCAACUUCUAUUCUAUACGCUAUCUCGACAAAUACUCCAAAUCCGUUGAAUGCUCUAGCAGUCCUGUACGCUCGUCAAGUGGGCUUGCCCACCUGGGUAGACAGUGUGCAUCUCCGGUACAUCAUAAUCGUUCAUUCAGAAGGAUCCAUUCUCAACGAUGACGAGGCAAAUGCAUUAUUCAAUGCCAUUAGGAAACAGUAUGGAUUGAAUACAUAUCUGCUUCAACUUUCCCUCCCAUCGCCCCCUCCUCCUCCUGUUUCUACUGUUAUCCUUCACCCCAGGCUUCCAGUCUCUGCUGAGCAGGAUGGAUCUCCGACUAGAUACCAAGGUGCAUCGCAACAGAAUUCCCGUAAAGAAGGCAAUGUCAUCGAAUCUGGUAACUUAAUACGCAUGUGUGAUUCGGACAUACAAGCAACGGCACAAUUUGUGCGCGAAUUUGUAACAACAGGUCUCAUACCGUGGAUGGAGAAAUGCGUCAUCGACUGGAACGAAACUUACGCCUCUAAUCGUCGUUUACCUUCCCGACUCUUUUCAACUACUCGUCGCUUUUUCGGAUCGUCCUAUUCUGCGUCACCAUCGCCAUCAUCCUCUCCAUCUUCUCCGACGGGUGCAGGGCAUGCGUAUUCAAAUUCAGCGAGUUCGACAAGUAACGGCUCAAUGAUACCUAUGCAGCAACGUCGACUUGCAGAAUUCGCCACGAUGCUAGGAGACUUCAAACUUGCAGUCAGCGUUUGGGAGAGCUUAAGGAAGGACACGAGGGGCACCGUUGGUUCUGACAUUCUCCCUCUACUUCUUUCUCCAUCUGAAGCAUUGCAACUUCACGCUAUGAACGCGAUCUCAUUACAAUCCAUGGGAAGUAAAGAGGCAUCUGCAAGAGCCCAGGUUCGGAGUAUGGCUUAUGCAGUACGUUGGGAGCUUGGGAUCGGCAUGAGCGACUUUCUCAGUGAUAUUCUCGAUGGAGACCGAUGGCUAGUGUGGGCUGCAGGAAAUGCAGAGGAAACGCCUUCGGCAUUGCUACUCGCCCAUGCAGCUCUGUUAAGUUUUCGUAAAAGCUGCAUACGGAGGUCAGCAAUGUUGUACGUCGUAGCCGCGAGGCGCUUAGAGAAGAUCGGAAUUAGACCUCUUACGCUCUACUUCCUGCGGAAAGCGCAUACCUACUUUACACAUCCUCCAGAAAAGUUCCUGUCCCCCUUGUUUGACGAUGCAGAGAAUCGGCUUCUAGGGCAAGAGCCUUUCUUUGACGCUGUGGUGCCCAGUAUCGAACACUCCAUCGGUCGUCUGAUGUAUACAGUUGGUGAAACCGAGACGGCCGUUAGGUUGUUCCUAGGUCUUUUACGAGGUUCUCCUACUUCCUCCGUGUCGUACGACAUGAGUAUAGCAGACCAUGUCCCUUUGCAAGAGGACACAGGUGUUGACAAAGCAUUCUUAGAAGACUUUCGACUCUCAUUUGAACAUUUCAUUGCGACAAGUGGAAAAGACGCGAUUCCGAAAGACUUGAAGUUACCUUUCAAGUUUUCGAGACCGAAGUCUGUCAAGGUACGUCUUCCAGACGAGCAUCUUCCACAGGACGCGUCUACUUGGGAGGAAAGAGAGUCCCAAUGGCGGAGCUUCUGGAAGGACAAGGGGAAUCAUGAGCUAAAGGCAGGUGGAACUGCGUUCGUCGGAGAGCUAAUAUGGGUCGAUGUUACACUUUGCAAUCCGCUGAAUGUCGCGGUAACAUUGACCAACGUCACGCUGUGCGUGGAUAGCGACGAGAACGAAGAGGCCUCAAAUAAUGGUCCUGAAGUAGAGGUAGUUGAUGAAAUAUACCUCAAUGCAAAAGAGCGCAGAACGGUCUCAAUAGCAAUCAAAAGCCAUAGCCCCUGCAACCUAACGAUAACUAAGGUAUCAUACGCGUUUCUAGGUCUCCUACUAGCAUCAGAAUCACUUGCCGUUCGAGGAAGGCGUCUGCAAGAAACGGCGUUGCAACGUCAAAAUAAGAUGUACGCUCCUGACGUGCUGCCAAAUGUGCAAGUCGAGGGACGAGAACAGCGUCUCGCGGCCACCUAUACGGAUAAGCAAUCUGCCAUCCUCGCAAGUGGCGAGAUGAUUCGCAUAUCGUUACGACUGGAGAAUGUUGGAACAAAGACGAUAGGUGAAAUCUGGCUUGUACACGGCUCUUCCAAUGAACUCUGGUUGGAUAGCGAAGAGGGUGAAUCUGCACCAGGGAGCUCGAACGAACUUCUGACGUCGACGAAUUCCAUUCGUCCCCCGACGCCUUUGAACAUUCCGCUGCAGGCCCUCCUUAGUAGCGAUAAUCUUCAGCCAGGAGAAUCAGUCGACAUCCCUUUGGUUUUGCACGCUCCCGAAGUGCGUCGCUUGGACUUGUUUUGCAUGUUGGCUUUUCGCGAGACGGAGAGCGAUGGUUUCCGUAGCAUGUGCUUAAAGAGGUCAUUCGAUGUCAAGCCCUUCCUCGAUGUUUCCGUAUCCUCCGCUCCCAGCGCCCAUUUGGGAUAUCUGUUUUCUGUCAAUAUGCAAGUACAAAAUCUGAGUACUUCUGCGGAAGUAAACAUCUCAGGCGUAACAACUCUGAGUCCUACGUGGGAGUGCGAGCUCCUAGGUGAAACACCAUGUGGACUCCUGCCGCCUAGCCAGACAAAACAGGCGGUCUUUGGCGCAAAUCGACAAGACGUUGAUCCAUCAUCUUCCUCAGCGACCCAAAGCUUCGUGAUAUCCAAACUCGUCGAAGUUAUGGAUGGUCAGGCCGUAUCUCCGUCAGAUCCCCCUCCAAUAGACUUGCAAUGCUGUAAUUUUCACGAGCCUGACUCAAAGUGGACGUUAUCUUCCCCUCAAAUGAAACACUUACUCCAUGCUGGCAGACGACGAGUAACCUCCGAAUCCGUCAAAAUUGCGCAUCCACAUAUCCCUCCAUCCUCCCACCCACACAUAUUCCCUUUGUACAACCCCUCCGCAACAGAUGUCGUCCUCUUCUGGGACAUACCAUCACUAAAUCGUUCUGGUUUUCUACUCGUCACUGGACUCUUGUUAGGAGCUUCGCACGCAGCUUUGCGUGACGUCAUCCAAGAAGUGGAACAACGAAAGGCCAAGCGUAGUAUGUUCGCCGAGACGCAGCGCGAAAGAGAAGAUAUCCUGGAAGCCAUAAGGAAUAGUGAAUGGAAUAUGGAGAUGAACCCUCUGAUAACGACCGUUCGUUGUGAUGAGGUUGUGUAUCACGACUUCUCCACUGGACCGUGCACUGUUCCUAUAACCUUUGACCUACGAAAUUACUCUUGCACACAUGACGUACGAUUUGUGUUGAGGCUGGCAUCUCAGGAUACUGCAUCCCAGGACGGCUUGCUACCUCCCUCUUUCUCUGGGCGCAUGACACGAAGAGGCGCACUCGCGCACGGGCAGCAAACUAAUGUUAUCAUGAAGAUGUGGAUUUCACAACCUGGAGCUUAUUCACUUAGCGGGUGGAAAGUGGAGACAGAAGUGAUGGAAUCAGAUAACCCGUCAGAUCCUCAUACCACCCCACUGUCAACUUCAAUUCCAUCACCGGAACGUCGAGUCCGGCAUCGAUAUGUAGAAGAGUCACCUCUUCAGCCUGUCAUUUCUGUAAUUGUGAUACAUCGCACAUAG